AUGAAGACAACAAAAAGAGAAGUCCUUCCAAAGUACAAGAUAGUCUUUCUGGGAGAUACCGCUGUAGGAAAGACCACGCUCAUAACAAAGUAUGUGUUCAGCACAGAAACAAAGGAUUACCACCCAACAAUUGGAGUAGACUUUUUUGCCCAGAAGACAGAGAUAGGAGGAAAAACAGUGAAUUUGCAGCUGUGGGACACAGCAGGGCAGGAAAGAUUCCGCUCACUUAUCCCAAACUACACAAGAGACUCCUUCAUGGCCGUAAUCAUGUUUGACCUCACCAGAAAAGAAACAUUUGACAGAGUGGACGGAUGGAUAACGGAUUUUGUGCUGAAGAAUAACGACUCAAAACUAAAGAUACUAGUUGUGGGUAACAAGCUGGACCUGUUCGAAAAGCAGGAGAACAAGCAGAUAACCAAAGAGGAAAUAGCCGAGAAAGUACAGAAAUACGGAGCAGCAUAUGUUGAGACAUGCUCGCUUACUACAGAGGGAAUUAAUUCUCUGGUUAAUGAAAUAACACAAACCAUACAAAACUCAGCUGCGCCAGAGCAGACAGUCCCGGAGUUCACAAUAGAAACAGAUUCCAGUAAGAGAUGCAUGUGCCUUUAA
Molecule: messenger RNA, 609 nt
Organism: Nematocida ausubeli
Lineage: Eukaryota; Fungi; Microsporidia
Exons: 1
Coding region: 1-609 (202 amino acids)
Molecular function (GO): GTP binding; GTPase activity
Source: RefSeq, a predicted model, not a curated record